AUGUCCGAGUGCGGCGUCCUAUGCCGAUACUUCUUUCAGCAGAUGCUGCUAGAGGAAAAUGACACGCAUCUAGAAGAAUUGGCAUCGUCUAUGAUGCUCUCAUCGCGACCUACACUUGCUGAGUUGCGCCGUAAAUUCCCGUUUGAAGGCUCGUACCAUUUUCGUCUUCAAGUUGCGCUGUCUGACGCAUUGGGUAGCUAUUGUUGGAGGGAUUUGACGGAUGAAAACCAAGCAUUUCCAAUUACCGGAAAUGGAGAAGUUUGUGUGAAGGUAUUGCAGCUUACAUAUGAUAAAGACGGAGACAAGACGACAGUUUUCCAAAAAGACGUUGUAGACGUAGUUGAAGACCGACAAUUUCUUGCCUUCUUUAAUUGGCAAAGUAAAUCUAACAGUGAUGGCAAUUUCAUCCCACACCCACAACAAAUGCCUCAGCAUGAUGUGGGAAGUGUACUAUUUGGUGUUAAGAAGGCUCUUACCUCCAAAAUGAAAGGAUCUGCCAUGGCACAGACAUUACAAAAGCACUCGGCACAGAUGUGGGAGAAAGUUACGGCAGCUGCUGCAGGUGUAGGAGUUGGUUCGAGUGAUUCACCGCCUACAGCGACAGCUCUAGCACAGCUGGCCAAGGUCAUUGGUGCGUUGAAGGCCCCGCUGCAUACUGGAAACCACGAACAUGUUGACUUGCUGAGGAGAUUAUGGACAUCUUGUUUUGAAACGCAGCCCUUUGUCAUUACCGGUCCCGAGUGGAAGCGACUGAAGUUUCAUUCUGGCGAACCAAUGCGCGAGAUGCGGUGUUUACUUCCAUUGCAGUGUCUUGUGCGUUUUCAUGAGGCACAUCGAACAGUAGCGCUGUCCAUUCUUAACGACCAAAGCGGACCAGAAGGGUUUGAAUACGCGCAAGUGGGGUCACAGAUUGCUUACAUGCUGGCUGAUAUAUUGCAUUUAAAAGAUGGAAGUUGCUUAGGCUUAGAACGCCCAUUUUGGAGGCUGUUUGAAGACCCGAUGGCCUUUUAUGAGCUUUAUUGCAUUUCUUUCCGUGCCUUUGACGCCUCUUGGAAACGCAACGCGACCAAGUCGUCCGACAUUAACAUCCACGUUAAUUACGUUGGAAAUUUUGCCCAAGAACUACUUCGUCGUGGCCCUGUUGACAUGGCUAGUCUCAUUGAGCUUGCUUAUCAGUUGCAGAACUGGUAG
Plasmopara halstedii is the source of this 1191-nucleotide messenger RNA. RefSeq names its product elmo ced-12 family protein. The coding region runs from base 1 to 1191 and encodes 396 amino acids. The record is from RefSeq and is a predicted model, not a curated record. NCBI's taxonomy places the organism in Eukaryota, Oomycota, Peronosporomycetes, Peronosporales, Peronosporaceae. The transcript has a single exon.